This is a messenger RNA of Rotaria sordida, 702 nucleotides long. Lineage: Eukaryota; Metazoa; Rotifera; Eurotatoria; Philodinida; Philodinidae. The record is from the annotation of a GenBank genome assembly.
AUGGAUCAAUGGAAUCUUUUAUCAAAUUUAGUUAAUUGUUUCGAUGAAAAUAGUGGAUAUGCAUUUGUUGAACGUUUUAUAGACGAACAAAAUCGAUUACCACUCAAAUUACGAUUCAAAUAUUCAUCAGUUAAUCAUUUUUUUAUAUUAAUGAUGAGUAAAGUUCAACGUGUAUUCGAAAGAAAUCGUGAUUUUCUUUUAUUAUCUCCACAUGAUCGAACUAUUUUACUUGAAAGUACAGCUGAAUAUACAGCAACUAUUGGUGGAAUGUUUCUUUUACAUCAAGCAAAAUUAUUAAAUGAUUUAACAUUCUUUAAAUCUGCUGAAAUAAUAUUUCCACCAUCUGUUAUGUUUUUUGCACAACGUGUUAUUGAUCAAUUUGAUUCUGAUGAUACAUUUAUUAAAUUAGUACUUACAAUUCUUGCUUUUUCAACAAUCAAUUAUACUGUAUAUAGAAAAAAUAUACCAAUUAAUUUAACAAAUAUCACAACAAUUUUACCUAUUCAAGAUAUGUAUACAGAUUUAACAUGGCGAUAUCUUUUAUAUAAAUAUGGUCAUCACGAAGCUGUAAUACGUUUUUCAAAUCUUUUAAGAUGUCUUUUUUCUGUCAGUGAAACAAUUGUCGAAGCACACAAAACACAACAAUUUAUAGAUAUAAUUGAUUAUGUUGUUGAACAAACUGAACAAACACUUUUUGAUUAG